Molecule: messenger RNA, 1446 nt
Organism: Symbiodinium sp. CCMP2592
Lineage: Eukaryota; Dinophyceae; Suessiales; Symbiodiniaceae
Source: the annotation of a GenBank genome assembly
AUGGGGAACUCGUUCAUCACUGCCAAGGGCCUGGAGGCGCUUUGCUGCAACUCCCUGGAGGGAGAAGGGCAGGAAGACAUGAUCAGCCCAGAUCUGGCCCAGGCACUCUUCAUGCACGAGGUGCCAGUGCAUGUGAACGCGACAAUGGAAGAAGAAGUGGGGCAGGCACGGUUUUACAGUUCGUCGCGGACGGUGUUGCCGCUGCUGAAAUGGGAGAGGACACCCGUGGGCUUCGGGCAACGGCUGGUGUGUUUGGAUGGCGGCAUCGUGUUGGAUGAAAAUGACCACCAACUGUUGAGACCAGGCGAUGUUCAGCUCGUGCUUGUCAACUUCUGUUCAGCAUCUGAAGUGCAAGCAAAAGAGCUGCAGCAUGCUGCAAAAAGAGGCUUGACAUCAGCGAUGGAGACAAUUUUGCAAAAACCACAAGACCCAGAUUUGGGUGAUCCGACGCCGCUGCUCUAUGCUUCCACGCACGGCCACCUGGAGGCAGCGGGCCUCUUGUUGGAAGCCAAUGCGGACCAGGAUAAGGUGGCCAACUCGGGCAAAACCCCUUUGUUCGUUGCAGCCCAGCAUGGGCAUUCGGCGGUUGCACGCCUUUUGCUGGAGGCCAAUGCGGACAAGGACCAGGCAACGAUUCAUGGCUGCACUCCUCUGUACAUUGCAGCUAUGCACGGGCAUUUGGAUGUUGCACGCCUUUUGCUGGAGGCCAACGCGGACAAGGACAGAGCCACGGAUAGUCAUAGUGGUGCCACACCUUUGUGUGUUGCAGCUAAGAAUGGACAUUUGGAGGUUGCACGCCUUCUGCUGGAGGCCAAUGCAGACAAGGACCAGGCCAUCAUUCAGGGCUGCACCCCUUUGUUCGUUGCAGCUCGAAAAGAACAGCUGGAUCUUGUACGUCUUUUGCUGGAAGCCAAUGCAGAUACUGAAAAGGUUAGGCAUGAUGGCGCCACCCCUUUGUUCAUGGCAGUUAACAAGGGGCUUUUGGAGGUUGCACGCCUGUUGCUGGAGGCCAACGCGGACAAGGACAGGGCCAACAAGAAUGGCGCCACCCCUUUGGUCAUUGCAGUUCAGAAAGAGCAGCCGGAGCUUGUACGUCUUUUGCUGGAGGCCAAUGCUGACAAGGACAAGGCUAAGCCGGAUGGCGCCACCCCGUUGUUCAUUGCAGCCCAGAAGGGGCUUUUGGAGGUCGCACGGAUUUUGCUGGAGGCCAAUGUGGACAAGGACAGGGCCAACAAGAAUGGCGCCACCCCUUUGUUCGUUGCAGCUCGCACUGGGCGGUUGGAAGUCGUGCGCCUUCUGUUGGAGUCAAAGGCGGACAGGGACAAGCCAGCAAGCAAUGGCGAAACCCCCGUGCUCGCUGCCACCCAGGAAGGGCAUUCGGAGGUUGCGCAACUGUUGCUAGAGACCAAUACUGACGAGGAGCAGGCUAGGAAAUUUACCUCUUAG